UUCCCUCUGUCAGCGAAAGCUCUAACCUUUUACUUGCACAAUUCAUCCGUUGGAAUCUUUGGUGGUCUUACUUUUCAAUGGUUAAUGGUGGUUCUGAAAGUGGGUCAAUUUGUAGCGUGUCAAGGGAGGAUAACAUGGCGGUCUCCUCUGAAGAUUCUUCAAGCCCAGAUGAGUCUGAAUUGGAAUUGGGUCUUGGCUUGAGCCUCGGUGGUGGUUCCAAGAUGCAUCAGGCUUCAAAGUGUGGUCAAUAUGCAAGGAUUUUGACCGCUCAAGAUUUCCCUUCUUCGUCUCCUUCUCCAUCCUCCUCCUCCUCUUCGUUUUCUUUAAGUAGAGCUAAUGUCACGGCAGGGACCAAGAGGACUGCUGAUUCAGUGGCUGCUGCUGCUAAUGGAUCUUGUCAAGUGGUGGGGUGGCCUCCCAUCAGAGCUUAUAGAAUGAAUAGCAUGGUUAACCAAGCAAAAGCAUCAUUCACUGAAGGAUUUAACUCGACGACUAUGGAGAACCGUAGAAAGGAGACCUCAAUGGUUGAGAACAGCACCAUUGGCAGCUACCAUAGCAGUGGUAACACUAAUGCCAGCAGGACAUCUCUUUUCGUGAAGGUGAAAAUGGAUGGAAUUCCUAUUGGAAGGAAGGUCGAUCUGAAUGCCUCUGAAUCAUACGAAAAGUUAGCAAAAUCGUUGGAAGAAAUGUUCCCCGAAACCGCCCCGGGUGCCAAUCCAGCAGGAUCGACGGCACGGCAGCAUGAUGUGACAAACAAAACGACAAGACAUUCGAAACUGCUGGAUGGUUCAUCCGAUUUUGUUCUUACUUACGAGGACAAGGAGGGUGACUGGAUGCUUGUUGGAGAUGUUCCUUGGGAGAUGUUCCGUAGCUUGGUGAAGAGGCUUAGAAUCAUGAGGAAAUCCGAGGCUGCCGGAUUAGCUCCAGGAUCAGAAGCAAGGAAUCAGAGGCAAAGAAGAAAGCCCAUGUAGAACACGUUUGUCUCAAAUCCAUCCCUUGGAAUUGGAACAUACAAAG
This is a messenger RNA of Hibiscus syriacus, 1017 nucleotides long. Its product is annotated as auxin-responsive protein IAA11-like. Bases 78 to 971 code for a protein of 297 amino acids. Lineage: Eukaryota; Viridiplantae; Streptophyta; Magnoliopsida; Malvales; Malvaceae. The transcript has 5 exons. Gene Ontology annotation, biological process: regulation of DNA-templated transcription. Gene Ontology annotation, cellular component: nucleus. Gene Ontology annotation, molecular function: protein binding. The record is from RefSeq and is a predicted model, not a curated record.